ACGUGCACGAUUACCUAGACAGUUAUUGAAAGUAAUGUUUUCAAACUUUAUAACAGAUUAUUGGGUUUGGCUAUUAUCGAACCUAGGUAAGUAUAUUCCCCAGUUACUAUUAUUAGUUAGUUUUGCAACAGUGGCGCCACCUCAAAACAAUACCGACUAACCUACGACAACACAUUCCAUCAUAAAUUUCAUAAAUUAACACCAAAAAAUCAAAAAAACAAACAUGGAUUCGUCACAGUUCAUCCUUAGCACGUUACGACAGGACAUAACGGAACACGACCUGCAACUUAAGGCGCUCAUCCAGGACAUCACCGCAUGCGCGGGACCGCUAUCCGAAUUGCACGUUCUGAACGGGGCGGGACGUUCGAAAAUUUCCGCGCUCAGGAAGUUCAUCGACAAAUUCGGCGACAUCGCCAAAGAAAAUCGAGAUGUCGUGUUGCUAAAAGAGGUCGUGCUCUACAGAGAACAAUUGGCCAGUAACAUGGACGCGUUCAAAAAAGCCAACAUAAAAUCGAUGUUAGCAAUAGAAAAAGGUAUAAAAGAGGAACUAAUGAAGCCGGUGAAUGAAGAAACUGCACUGCGACAGAGACAGAAACGCGACAAAGAGUCUAUUGCAAAAUUAAGCUCCAAUGUAACAGAACAAUUGCUCUCGAUCAGUCGACAACUUGCCGAAACCACUCAAAGAAGUGCCGACACGUUGAACACGUUAGUCACGUCAUCUGACAACGUAAUCGGAACCCAAGAAGAAUUGAAGACAACGUCGGGAGUCAUCAGUCAAAGUGGAAAGUUAUUGGCGAAGUAUGGAAGACGGGAACUCACAGAUAAAAUACUAACUUUUAUUGCUUUUGCGUUCUUCAUCGCUUGUGUUAUUUAUAUUGUACAAAAGAGGAUGUUCUAAAUUGUGAUAAUUUGACGGGACUCAAUUAAAUUAUUGUAUUUAUUA
Molecule: messenger RNA, 943 nt
Organism: Aethina tumida (small hive beetle)
Lineage: Eukaryota; Metazoa; Arthropoda; Insecta; Coleoptera; Nitidulidae
Gene: Sec20
Product: vesicle transport protein SEC20
Exons: 3
Coding region: 224-898 (224 amino acids)
Biological process (GO): retrograde vesicle-mediated transport, Golgi to endoplasmic reticulum
Cellular component (GO): SNARE complex; endoplasmic reticulum
Molecular function (GO): SNAP receptor activity
Source: RefSeq, a predicted model, not a curated record